GGUGCAGCCAUUGCCACAGACUUCGACCUUCACUCCUUGAGAUCCUCUCGCGAUAACCAUGUUGAUGAAGAUGCUGACCCGACCGGCGCUGUCCGUGGCGCGCAAGCAGCUGUCCCCUGCGUCGGUGGCGCUGUUCAGCUCUGCGCGUGACCAGAACCCGAACGUGUUCUUCGACAUUUCGAUCGGCGGACAGCCCAGUGGUCGUCUGAUUUUCGAGCUGCGCGCGGAUGUUGUGCCCAAGACCGCCGAGAACUUCCGCCAGCUGUGCACGGGUGAGGCGGGCGUGGGCGCGUCGGGCAAGCCGCUGCACUACAAGGGCAGCAAGUUCCACCGCAUCAUCCCCAACUUCAUGUGCCAGGGCGGCGACUUCACCCGCGGCAACGGGACGGGCGGCGAAUCCAUUUACGGCGAGAAGUUCGCGGACGAGAAGUUCGCACUCAAGCACGAGGGCGCGGGCGUGCUUUCCAUGGCUAACGCGGGUCCCAACACCAAUGGAUCGCAGUUCUUCCUGACCACUGUGGACUGCCCGUGGCUGGACCAGGCCCACGUGGUGUUUGGCCAGGUGACGGAGGGACACGACGUGCUCAAGGCCAUGGAGGAGCAGGGCAGCCAGUCCGGCGCCACCCGCGCGGCUGUUGUUAUUGAGGACUGCGGCGAGAUCAAGAACUAGACAUGACGCUCUGAACAUUACAAGUGCAGGUUGCUAGUUGAAGUUAAUUGAGACUUGGCUCUAAAGUUGGGAUUCUGCUUAGUGAAAGUUGAGGCUGGCUACGGCUAACUGAGUAGGUGACGUGAGGAGAACGGCACGUUUGACGAUGCUACAGGGUUUUAACUGCAGACGCUGGGAAGUCUGCGCGUUAACUGGGUGGAGACGACGAUUCGCGACUUCGAACACUGCCAUUCUCCCCUCUGCAUCAACUAACAGCAACUCUGCAGCUUCAGAUUCAUUUAGUAACAUCGCGUUAAUGCUG
This is a messenger RNA of Phytophthora nicotianae INRA-310, 971 nucleotides long. Its product is annotated as peptidyl-prolyl cis-trans isomerase 3. Gene Ontology annotation, molecular function: peptidyl-prolyl cis-trans isomerase activity. Gene Ontology annotation, biological process: protein folding; protein peptidyl-prolyl isomerization. Lineage: Eukaryota; Oomycota; Peronosporomycetes; Peronosporales; Peronosporaceae. The record is from RefSeq and is a predicted model, not a curated record. The transcript has a single exon. The coding region runs from base 59 to 670 and encodes 203 amino acids.